AACCAUUCUGUACCGUAACCUCCCAUGAACACAUUCAUUGGCAAGCAAGUAGAAGCAAUAUUGGCACUGAAAUUCUAACCUAAAAAAUUAAGUGUAGAAAUAUUGUUGUAAAUUUAUUCUUUAAUAAUCUGACAUAAAUUAUAUAAAUAUUUAAUCUAACAUGGUAGCAAUUGUUUGUAAUCUCGAAAAAUAUUACAAAAAGAAAUGUUCAUUUGGAAAGGUAUGCCAUAUAUGUAGCAGCCGUGUUGUCUUAGUAGGUUUUCCAGGGAAUGUCAGGAAAGGAGCAGUUCCCAACAAGUGGGAUAGGAAGUAUAGCUCUCAAUCUAGCUGCUGGCUCGGAUGAUGUUGGAUGUGAACCACUGGAGAGUGCUCAGAUUCAACAAUGGGUAGAAUACAUAUCCAUGUACUGUAAUCAACUUCAAACGGCUGUUGUAUCUUCCAACAUUUUAAAGGAAUUGAAUAACUGCCUUUCAAGGCGAACCUACAUAGCAAGCAAUAGAAAAACUGUGGCUGACAUUGUGAUAUUCUUCUCCCUGUGGAAUGUUAUUGCUUCACUAACAUUCCAAGAAAAGGAAAAGUACCUGAAUCUAUCACGAUGGUUCAACAAUAUUCAAAACGACGAAAAAAUUGUAGAUAUGUGCAAACAAAUUACCUUUAGUAGAACGCUCUUGUAUUAAAAUUAUUAACGAUAAAUAGGUCUCUUAUUAAAAAUGUAUUAUUCCCGAAAAAAAUUAGAAAAAUCUUCUUAUAUUCUAUUUUUUUUUAAUGUUUGGGCAGUUUUUACAAUAUAGGCAGUGGAAACGUAUGUUUCACGACCAGCUAGUAAGCGGUGAGGAUAGGUUGUAUCGUGUAGGCUGUAUGAACAUUGAACGAAUGUUACUAUACUUCUAAUGUUGUUCCAGUGUGUUCGUUAUUAACCAGAACUUUAGAGCAACCACUUUUGUUGGGGAUUCGCCUUAUGUCUGUGUGUGGGUAAUGAAAUGGAUGACUAAACUAUAAUUUUAGGUGAUUUUUUUCUCAAUAAGAAGGCAUAGCUGUAUUCGAAGCAAUGGUCAAAUUUAAAUCUACAUCAAUAGCUCUUCUAGCUAGGUGGAACUAGUUCAGCUUAACUAAAUUAACUUGCACUGGUAUCUAGUUAGAUACACUAAUAACAUAGAGAAAAGAUGACAUGGUAUAGGUAGUUUAUGUUUCAAAUUUCAAGCCGAUCACUGUAGACUACUGUCUUAUAUAACUUUUUGGCCGAGUGAUAGUGUAAGAACGGCACAAUAUGAGAAACUACUAGCGUCAUAUAGUUUCACGAGAGAGAGCUACUAGGACUGUGGGCUUGAGUUAACAGUGAAAAUCGGAACAUAAUCGCCUUAAAUCAUACGAUAUAUUUUUAUGCUAUCCUUUCUCUAUGCUAAUAGCUAGAUGUAAAGUACUAGUGAAUAAUGAGCUUCAUGAAUUAUGUUUUGUUGUGCACAAAAAAUGAUUCUUGUUACUGAUUAAAUAAGGUAAAUAAAUUUAUUUACUCCUCAAA
Molecule: messenger RNA, 1519 nt
Organism: Nilaparvata lugens (brown planthopper)
Lineage: Eukaryota; Metazoa; Arthropoda; Insecta; Hemiptera; Delphacidae
Gene: AIMP3
Product: eukaryotic translation elongation factor 1 epsilon-1
Exons: 5
Coding region: 270-677 (135 amino acids)
Biological process (GO): positive regulation of DNA damage response, signal transduction by p53 class mediator
Cellular component (GO): cytoplasm; nucleus; aminoacyl-tRNA synthetase multienzyme complex
Source: RefSeq, a predicted model, not a curated record